GGAAAGACGCAAGGAGUAAGAGUUGGACGAGAUCGUCAACUGUCUAACAUUCUGCAGCGCUUUUUUAAUUCAUAAUUUCGCCAGUGUAUGUGUAGGCUCAGUUGGCUGAACUAUAAAUUGAUGCCGUUCGCGCUUGUUAACACAAUUCAUGAAUAAGUUUCGUGUUAGAAAAUUAAAUCUUAUUUGAAAUACUCUUUUGCGCCCCCAAUUGGUUGAGCGGUCACUUGAGUGAGUGAGUCGGACCUAUGAACUGAAGAUAAAAGUUCGUGAAAACUGAAAAUCAUACCUCAAUACUUGGAUACUCUCUACUAUAGUAAUGCCAUCAUUUCAGCGAUAUGGACGUCUUUCAGACGGUAUGGAAGAGCUUAGUGAGGAAGACAGUAGCUCAGAACAAUGUGCUCUGCUGGCUGCAAAUGCUGACUCAGGUCAGGCUCAAGCUGAGCAGCCACCAACAGUCUCCAUUGUAACUGUAGGAGCACCUUCUCUUCCUCAAGCAACAGAAGAGUUGGGGCCUCCCAAAGUUGACAUGUCAGCACCUCCACCAUACAGUGAAUGUAAUGACGGACACUCAACAAUUGUGGCCAUUGAUGGACCGAUGUGCAACAUCAGCCUUUCAGGAGCUGGAUUGAGCGGAGAUCUGGCGGGCAUUGAACCCCCUUCGUACGAGGAAGUGCAGCGCAUCAAAGCUGUUGAGGCUCAACUGGAAUCAGGGGACCACAUUCUCAUGCCUCCUCACACUACAAUGGCAGAUGGGGAGACCAGCGACAGUAGUGAGUGUGGACGAGGAACUCAAGAAGACCUCUUAGGGACUGACAUGCUCUUCUUCCUCUCGUUUGCUGCUGCUUUCCUGUUCAACUGGGUUGGCUUUGUGGUGCUGGUGUGCUUCUGCCACAGUGUGGCGGGCCGGAGCGGCGCACUAGCAGGCUUUGGCUUGUCGCUGGCCAAGUGGGCACUCAUCAUGCGCCACUCAUCCAUGCUCGCUAAGGAAGCCAACAACUGGCUCCUUUGGCUCAUCAUGCUACUCGGCGUGGUGAUCAGCAUGCGGGCUGUGCUGCAGUAUGUCACCGCCAAGCGUGAGUGGCAGCGAGCUUCAGUUGCCACAAGAAACCGCUUCCUGCUGUUCCACUGAGACCUGCGCUACUCAUGAGGCCUCCAUUGAAUAACUGGUCGUCCUAAUUGAUUAAUACCUAAUUAAUCAUCUAAUUAAUUGAUAACUCUGUUCUUGAUUUCAGAAGCAUCUAGCAAAAGGUUAUCUAGUCCUGCAAGAGCGCGAUAGUGCUGCUCAUAUUCUGUUUGAUAUUUUGCACGUUUUCAAAUGGGAUUACCUGUCGGUGAGUUUUAGCUUUCAUGCAAAUGAUUAUAACGGUUUUAGUUGGUGUUUCUCAUCACGGCUUCAUGGUGGCAGUUGAUGGUUGCGUGAAAAAUACAGCCGUUCAUUUGCUUUAUAUUAAUUACUAGAGGCUUAAAUUUUGUUAUUUUAACUAGCAAGUUUUACCUUGUACUAUUGCGUUCAAUAUAAUCUACAUAGACUACACUUUUACAAAAUUUCUAUUUUUAAUGAAAGCAUAGUCUUGUUUUCUUUGGAAAUUAUAUAUAGCAUUAAGUGAUGAGUUACUUUUUGAUUGUUAUAUAGGAAGAUUAACUCGUCUACGAAUCUAAUUAAUUUAAAACCUUAUUUAUGUAUAAAUCUAAAUCUCUACCUUUUGUUACAAAAGAUUAAAUUGCCAAGUCAAGUUGUGGCUUGGGUAGUACAUGGCCAUGGCCAUGACAGGUCUUGGUCAGAGGCAGCAGCUACAGUUGGCUGAUGAAGUAAAUACUUCACUUUCUUAUCCCUCGCUAUCACCGCAAAAUUAAUGAAUAAAGCCAAGAGUAAAAUACGUGUUGAUAUUAUUAGGAACUAUUCAUGUUACUAGCAUGUUCAUUAGUAUUGAGCAUGUAAGAUUUUUUGUUGGUGUUUUUGCUUUGUUCACUGCCAUACAAUUUAUUUUCCUAUAUUACAAGAAAGAGGAAGGGGAUAAUAUCUUUAUGAUUUGAUUUAUGUGUUCCUGACCGCUGAAUAUUUACAAUUUAAUUUAUUCUUCAAUUGGGAACAUUAAUUUUUUUAUAGCAGUUUGAGUGUGAAUAUUAUUUAGCACUGCUUUCCAGGGGAAUUUUUAUGUGUAUCUAUGCUAUAAAUUUUGGAUGGCGCAAUCUUGUAGUUUGACUUGCUUGCGGUCAUUCAUACGUAUAUUCUUUCUUUUGCAUCGAAUGUGACUUCACCUCGUCAAAAGUUCAGUAUUCCAUGUUCUUAGUUGUUUGCUUUAAUACUAUUUUAGUCAAUGAAUUUUUGCGGUCAGUUUUCAGUAGCUUUAAUAGUCAUCAUCUUUCCAAAAAAAGUCCUAGUACAACUUUAGUCAUAAUUUAUUUAAUUUAUAUCACUCAAUUAACAUUCUAUCUUAUUAUUCAAUACGUCCAAAUGUGUGCGCAACAUGCCUCAGACUCGACAAAGCAUCAAUAAAAUUUGUCCCUCUAUGUUAACUGAUAUAAACUAGCUUGACUAUGUGUCCGGACAAUAUUUGCGUAUUACAAGCUCUUCUAACUUCUGAUUUAAAUUUCACUUUCUGAUGACAUUUAUGCAGCUUUUAGCUCUAACAGAUUUCAUUAUCACUUGGAUAAAAAGUCUACAUUAAGACAGCAAACGUUUCCUCGCAUUCUAAGUUCUUCAUAGCUUUCUGGAUGUGACUUUAAUAUAUAUUGUUUUCAUUUAUGGCUUAUAUGCGUCUAUAAUGCAGUGCUUUUCAUAUUAAUCUUCAUUUCAUUGCAGUCAAAUUUAUUUUUAUGAGGGUUAAGAGCUACUCAGCAUGUGUUCUAUACCUUGCGUUCUGUUGAAAUACCUCGUCAAAUAUGACAAUUUUUAGACAAUUAUUCUCAGUUUGAUAUUCGUCUUGCGAGGCGAUGAUUUCAUGCCGCGUUCACUGUGGAUAUUAACGAAAUGUUUGGUAAUGGACGCGAUACGAUUCUGGUUAACUAAUUAAUUUA
This is a messenger RNA of Hyalella azteca, 3018 nucleotides long. RefSeq names its product NEDD4 family-interacting protein 1-like (gene Ndfip). The transcript is spliced from 7 exons. Gene Ontology annotation, cellular component: endoplasmic reticulum; Golgi apparatus; perinuclear region of cytoplasm. NCBI's taxonomy places the organism in Eukaryota, Metazoa, Arthropoda, Malacostraca, Amphipoda, Hyalellidae. The record is from RefSeq and is a predicted model, not a curated record. Gene Ontology annotation, molecular function: WW domain binding. Gene Ontology annotation, biological process: ubiquitin-dependent protein catabolic process; positive regulation of protein ubiquitination; vacuolar transport. The coding region runs from base 317 to 1129 and encodes 270 amino acids.